Messenger RNA from Tripterygium wilfordii, 521 nucleotides. Its product is annotated as light-harvesting complex-like protein OHP1, chloroplastic. Bases 16 to 372 code for a protein of 118 amino acids. The transcript is spliced from 3 exons. Lineage: Eukaryota; Viridiplantae; Streptophyta; Magnoliopsida; Celastrales; Celastraceae. The record is from RefSeq and is a predicted model, not a curated record.
AAACCAGGAAGAACAAUGGCUGCUACUUCGCUUAUUACAUCCUCUCUGUUGUCCACGAAAGCUCUUACAGUUCCUUAUCUAAACCAGCAACCUUUGCCUGUCCGGACUCCGAAUCGCGUCACUAGAAGGGCCAAGAAGCAAGGCUCUUUCACUGUCCAAGCUGCCAAGCUUCCUGCAGGAGUGGAAUUGCCAAAAGUUCAACCAAAAUUUGACCCACCAUUUCUGGGUUUCACCAAGACUGCUGAAAUAUGGAAUUCCAGAGCUUGCAUGAUUGGCCUCAUUGGGACUUUCAUUGUGGAGUUGAUAUUGAACAAGGGAAUUCUUCAGGUCAUUGGGGUGGAUAUUGGGAAAGGUCUUGAUCUUCCACUCUGAAAAAAAGCCAUGAAGAGCUUUCAUCAACGAAGUCAACUCUGUAAUUGCACAUUUGAAUAGUGUGUGUACCAAAAACACUCAAUUCCUGUUAUUGUAUGAAGUAUGAACACAGUGCAUUUUGCGCAAUCUACAACUCUCAGUACAUAUCA